AUGUCGACGAGUUCCGGCACAACAACCACCACAUCCUCUUCAGCAACUGGAAGCACAAUGUCAUCCGCUUCUUCUUCUUCAAGUCAUCAUCUUCAAGUGCCCGGGAUUGAAAUCCAGCCGCCAUCCGAUCCGCCGACCAUGUUGGAGCCACCACAGCAGCUGCAGCAACAGCAACAACAACAACAACAGCCAUUACAACAACAACAGCAUCAGCAUCAGGCAUCAGCAACAACAAGUGGUCGACAAGUGAUUGGCACUACAGCUCGUUCACGUACGUUUUCCUUAUCCUCCCUUGUUGGCAAGACACGCCGAGCUUAUUCAGUGUCAUCGGCGUAUCCACCCAAAAUGAUUCAUCCUUCUUUGGUGCCUCCUCAACCAUCCACCGAUGCCAAAUUGGAUGACGAUAUUUGGUUCAAUGCAAAGUCUGUGACUCAAGCACAACGUCGUAACUCGGUUGCAGCAGCUCAUCGCAAUUAUGAGGAUUUUCAACAAAAGAUGGAGGAAGCCCCAUUAUACAUUCUUGUAUCAACCUAUUUGAAUUACUUUGUCUUGAUCUUGCUCGGUCAUUUGAGGGAUAUUCUCGGCAAGAUAUUCAAACGACAUGAGUAUGCUCAUUUGCGUACCAAUCAAGGCUAUGCACCCUUGGUCUCCGAUUUCGAUUCAUUCUACACGCGUCGGUUGUACAUGCGUAUUCGUGAUUGCUGGAAUCGACCCAUUACAGGUGUACCCACACGCAAGACGACUGUAUUGGAAAGAGAGACCAAUGAUUUCAACAAAACAUUCAGUCUGACAGGUCGUAAAAUUGAUGCACUUAAUUUCGCGUCGUACAACUAUCUGGGAUUUGCACAAGCACAAGGUCCAUGCGCUGAUGCUGUGGAUGAAUCAGUACGCCAUUAUGGUAUGAGCUGCACUGCCACACGAGCUGAAUCGGGUACAUUGGAUUUGCAUCGACGUCUCGAAGCACGUGUUGCACGCUUUGUCGGCAAGGAAGAUGCUAUGGUGAUUUCUAUGGGAUUUGCCACCAACUCAACCACCAUCCCUGCAUUGGUCGGCAAGGGAUGUCUCAUCAUCAGUGAUGAGCUCAACCACAGCUCCAUCAUUUUCGGUGCAAGAAUCUCAAGUGCCAACAUCCGCGUGUUUAAGCACAACAACAUGAACGACCUACGCCAACUCUUGCGUGAAGUCAUUUCACAAGGUCAACCACGCACCCAUCGUCCUUGGAAGAAGAUUCUAGUGAUCGUGGAAGGUCUCUAUUCUAUGGAAGGUUCGGUCGUCAAUCUACCCGAAUUGAUCAAGCUAAAGCGUGAAUUCAAGUUUAAUCUUUAUGUGGAUGAAGCUCAUUCUAUUGGUGCAUUGGGUGAACAUGGUGGUGGCGUUUGUGAUUUCUAUGGCAUCAACCCCAAACAUGUCGACAUCUUAAUGGGUACCUUUACGAAAUCAUUUGGUGCCGCAGGAGGAUACAUUGCUGCCGACAAGGCGGUAAUUGACCACUUGCGCUUAACCAAUCAUUCUUACUUGUAUGCGGAAGCAAUUACGCCUCCUGUUGCCCAACAGAUAAACACCAGCAUGAGUAUUAUAAGAGGCGAAGAUGGUACACAAGAUGGCGCAAACCGGAUUCGUCAACUUGCAGACAAUGCACACUAUUUUGCUUCCAAGCUUCGAGAAAUGGGCUUCAUUGUGUAUGGUGAUGAAGGCAGCCCUGUGGUACCCUUGUUGCUAUUCAACCCAGCCAAGAUUUCAGCCUUCUCGCGCGAAAUGCUGAAACGGGAGAUUGCUAUCUGUGUGGUCGGUUAUCCAGCAACACCCAUCAUCAGCUCACGCGCGCGAUUUUGUGUUUCCGCUUCACACACAAGGGAAGAUUUAGAUCAUACUUUGAAGGAAAUUAGUGAGGUGGGCGAUCUUCUCAUGCUCAAAUUCAAGGCAUAA
Molecule: messenger RNA, 1926 nt
Organism: Lichtheimia ornata
Lineage: Eukaryota; Fungi; Mucoromycota; Mucoromycetes; Mucorales; Lichtheimiaceae
Exons: 9
Coding region: 1-1926 (641 amino acids)
Biological process (GO): sphingosine biosynthetic process; ceramide biosynthetic process
Cellular component (GO): serine palmitoyltransferase complex
Molecular function (GO): pyridoxal phosphate binding; serine C-palmitoyltransferase activity
Source: RefSeq, a predicted model, not a curated record